Messenger RNA from Coffea arabica (coffee), 543 nucleotides. NCBI's taxonomy places the organism in Eukaryota, Viridiplantae, Streptophyta, Magnoliopsida, Gentianales, Rubiaceae. The record is from RefSeq and is a predicted model, not a curated record.
AUGGAGGUCCAAAUUAGUCAAAUUACCAAUUCGAUUAACAAUAGUAGCUGUGGAGAGUUAUCUAGUAAAAUCAAAGUAAACCCUAGAGAGCAUGUCAAUGUUUUCACUCUUAGAAGUGGUAAAAUGGUCGAGGAACCUAACUUUGGCAAUUCAAGUGGUGAAAAGGAUGAGGAAGCAAAUGAAGGAUUAAAAGGGAGCCAAAAUGAUCAUGUUGUUAUUGAUAUUGAUGUACCUCCUUCCAAUAUAAAUUUUAAUACUGUUCCUUUAUCUCAUAGAUUGAAGAAAGAUGAGAAGGAUCGGAAGUUUGAGAAAUUCGUCAAAAUUUUUAAACAGUUGCACAUUAACAUUCUUUUCGUUGAUGCUAUUACACAGAUUUCCUCUUAUGCACAUUUUUUGAAGGAUAUCAUUUCAGAGAAGAGAAAGAUCACGGAUAAUGAGAUAAUAGCAUUAACGGAGGAGUGUAGUGCAUUGAUUAAAAUCAAACUCCCUUCUAAAUUAAAAGAUUUGAGAAGCUUUUCUAUUCCUUGUAUUGCAUUUCUCUAA